ACUGACAGAAAAACCAAUCCGCAGUCUGUCUUCACGAGCUGACCGACCUUUUCAGAACUUCAGCAAGUUAAGCUAGGUAAUGCAGCAAGUAGACGUUUUAAAUAAUGACUAUGUGGACAUACGAAUAGCGAUAAGCUGAUGUCUGGUGUUCAUAAGGAUGUGAUGUUUACCUCUCCAAACCAGACGAGUGUCUGAUCUCUCAUGGGGGCGAUCACUACUAUGGACCCAGAGUCACCCCGGCAACCCCAGGUCUUGCCUCAGCAGCAGGGGAAGCUCGGUAAAGGUGGACUUGCCCUGGGGGCGGUGUUAGGGCAUCAAGGGAAACACUAUGUGUGUGGCUCUGUCGCUGCCUUCACCAAUAUCAUCGUCACCUUCCCCAUCCAGAAAGUUCUCUUCCGCCAGCAGCUGCACGGCGUGCGGGCAGGCGAGGCUGUCCGGCAGCUUCAGCGGGAGGGCAUAAGGAACCUGUACCGCGGGCUUCUCCCUCCACUCUUGCAGAAGACCACCACCAUUGCCAUAAUGUUCGGACUGUACAAGGACUUCUGCCGUUUGCUCCAGCGCCACGCGCGGGGAACCCCCGAGAUCGUCACGCGGAGCAUCUCCGCGGCGCUGGCCGGCACGGCAGAGGCUGUCCUCAUGCCCUUUGAGCGAGUGCAGACCCUCCUGCAGGACCACCGGCACAACGGCCGAUUCCAUAACACGGCGCACACCUUCAGGACUCUUCUGCGGGACUAUGGUGUGAAGGAGUGUUACCGGGGGCUGGUGCCCGUGCUCCUGAGGAACGGGCCCAGCAACGUGUUGUUCUUCGGCCUCCGGGGGCCAAUCAAGCAGCGUCUGCCCGAGGCCCAGAACAGGAUAGGGCAUUUGGUAAAUGACUUUGUGUGCGGUGGGUUGCUGGGCGCAGGCUUGGGCAUCAUGUUCUACCCACUGAAUGUGGUGAAGUCACGGGCACAGGCUCAGGUAGGCGGGGCGUUUGUACCCUGCUGGCAGGUUUUGAUGACAGUGUGGAGAGAAAGAGGCGGCAGCAUAGUGCUGCUGUUUCGCGGAGCCACUCUGAACUACCACCGUUCCCUACUAUCCUGGGGCAUCAUCAACGCCACUUAUGAGCUGCUUCUCAAAGUCAUGUAACCUAAGAAAAGGGAGGAGAGGAAGACAAGUAAAGGGUGUGGUCUGAAUUCGUCAGUUUAGUUGGAAAAAAAAAAGAAAAAAAAUCUCCUCCAGUAAAAUACUGUUUACUCCUUUUUUGGAGCUGUGAAAUCCUGCCACGUUCUCUGUGUUGAUUCUCAGAUCUGAAUUGAACAGCAGCCAUGUCAAAUGAGAUCUGAAUGGAUGGGAACCAUUUGUGCUUUUGAUGCUGAAUGUUUAUUCUAUCUAUAUAGUUCUGCAUUUUUUUUUAAAUGCAGAACUUACUUUAAUAUGCCCAAACUGGCUAUAUUGUUGUGUUAGUUUGGGAAUCUGCCUAUAUUUGUGAAAGUUGGAGGUAAAGAAGAACAAGUGUUGCACUACUGAACACAUAUUUUUCCUCAGCGAAUGAGAGAGGUAGUCUGUUUGUUGUGGUACAAAUUCUAACUAUGGCCUGGACGCACAAAUUGUGGCCUGGACCAAAACAGACUAUUGGUUUGUUGGUCCAUCAGUGGUUUUGUAAUUUUGUCAUUGUCAAGUUAGUGCCAGUAGGGUUGUGUGUUGGUGCAACUGAGAAUGAGAAUGAGAAGGAGAGAGAUGAGUGGCGAGCCUUACUUGUGGACCAUCUAAGAAGAAGUUGAAAUAACCUAUUAAUUUAUAUUUGGUAAUUGGAUGAAAUCAGAUUGUGACAUGCUCAGAAUGUUUCUAGCUCUACUGAAGUUCUGUAUUGUAGUGUGUCUCAUAUUAUGAGUGUAAGAUUCUCACGUCAUUGUAAGUGAAAAGUAAAACGAAUAAUUCCUAAAUCUGUAAUGGUCUGAUCCUUAAAUCAAAUAUUAUUCAAACCUAUUAAACUCUGCAGCCAUACUCAUUCACCCUCUUGAAUUACCUGUAAAGAUAUUUCCUGUGCAGAGACAGCAGAUAGUUCUUUAAAUUCGGCGUCUGUUGGCAGAAUUUCUGCCUCACAGUAAGUUACCUACGUGACCAACAUGAUAUGACCUGUUUGAAGUUUAACCCAGGUACAGUGAUAAUAGAAUGUGUAAAAAGCUCUAACUGUGGCUGUAGUGUCAUGCAUACACCUCUGUGUCAGUCCUGUUUUUCAAAUUGCGUUUAAAACCCUGCUAGCCCAGCAUCCAGCAUAUGUAUGCAACUGGUCACACAUAAUCAGUCAGCACUAUAGGGUAUACAAAUAGUAAAAGAAUUUCAGACAGGCAAAUUGAACAAGCCAUAUUUAAACACGCAGAACCUCUAUAAGCAGAAAGAAACAGAAUGCAUUGGAAGUGUUUCAAAACUGAAAGUGAAGACGAGUUCAAACAAGGAUAUUUGUGCUCCUUUUUCUUUUUUUUUUUUGUUUGUAAUGGAAACAGUCCUGGAAAUCUGCCCUUCUUACGUGUGAACUGUCCCCCUUCCACUGCUCUUCUUUGCUCUCUCUCUCUGUUCCUCGAACAUGGCUGUAGUCACACGCUCUUUCAACUCUCCCUCCGUAACCUCUCCUGACAUAAUGGGCUCAAUUUUUGAGCUUGAGUAGAGACACGCUACCGUAUUUCCCUGGUUCUGCCGGGAUGGAUACGCCAGAGAACGGAUGGAGGGACGAGUAAAAGAGAAAGACACAGUGACCCUGAAGCAGAAACAGAAAGAGGACUGCAGUGCUUCACACAGAACGUUCAUUUCACAAGAUUCACAAGACUGUGUUUAGCGUAGCCUCUCGCUGUUGUAUUCUAUUACAGAUGUAUCCCAGGAUGGAGAAAUGUAAACAGCACGGUAUGCGCUGUACAAACCUAUCACAGCACAGUAAGGACACACAUAGAACAGCGGGCUGUGUAUAUUUAGAGUCCGAUUAGUUGGAUUAAACCAAAGUGAGAUCAAAAGACUUAACAUUGGAAAAAGACAAUCUGAUGUUCUCAUUGGUUUUAAUUGACUUGUCAGACGUGGAGGAAAUUGUGAAAAACUUUUAGGUGCAUAUUCUUUUUUUUCGUUUACAUGUUAUUCAGGUGGCCACUCAGUCUUAAUGCAGACUUCAUAAUAUGUGUCCUAUGUCAUAUAUAUCAAUCAAUAUCUUGACUGCCGCAAAUCUGUGUAUGUUGUAAGGAAACUGCUUCAGUUUUAAAUAGCAUGACACAUUUUUACUCCACUGAGUUUGUCUCAUAAAACCGCUUCUCUACCUAUAUUUUCCUUAAUAUCUCUAUAUUAUGGGUAAUUCCGUUUUCCUGGUUAAGUAUUUCAUACAUUUCAAAUUUUAAUAAUUUUUAGCUUUAAAACCUGGUUGCUGGGCUUUUCUAAGAGAAGUUUUAUAUUUGGAGAUGAUGGUGGAUUAUUUACACCUUCCAGUCAAGUUGUGUUGUAUUACAGUAAUUGCCAAUUGUGGAUAAUAGAAACCAUUAAUGUACCGGAACAACACUUCAGUAUGAAUUCUGUGAUAGUAAGAAUGAGCAAAAAGAGCAGGCUAGUAUUUGUCUGCAGUUUUCAUGCAAAUGAUAAAAGAAUUCCCCUAAAUUAUGUUAAAUAAUAUAUCAAAAAUUGAUAAUUUCAUAAAGUUCUCUAUUUUUGUAAGAGCAUACCCAUACAAUGUAUAAAGAUGAU
Molecule: messenger RNA, 3699 nt
Organism: Chanos chanos (milkfish)
Lineage: Eukaryota; Metazoa; Chordata; Actinopteri; Gonorynchiformes; Chanidae
Gene: slc25a51b
Product: solute carrier family 25 member 51b
Exons: 2
Coding region: 202-1128 (308 amino acids)
Biological process (GO): mitochondrial NAD transmembrane transport
Cellular component (GO): mitochondrion
Molecular function (GO): NAD transmembrane transporter activity
Source: RefSeq, a predicted model, not a curated record